Punctularia strigosozonata HHB-11173 SS5 is the source of this 1879-nucleotide messenger RNA. RefSeq names its product Pentulose kinase. Gene Ontology annotation, biological process: carbohydrate metabolic process. The record is from RefSeq and is a predicted model, not a curated record. The transcript has 8 exons. The coding region runs from base 34 to 1785 and encodes 583 amino acids. Lineage: Eukaryota; Fungi; Basidiomycota; Agaricomycetes; Corticiales; Punctulariaceae. Gene Ontology annotation, molecular function: phosphotransferase activity, alcohol group as acceptor; kinase activity.
CAACUUCUCCGCCCUCGCCAACGCACAACAACGAUGGCGAGCGCAGCGAGCGAGAGCUACUACAUCGGGAUCGACGUCGGCACCGGCUCCGCGCGCGCGGGGCUCGUCAAAGCGGACGGCACCCUCCUCGCCACCUCCACGCACGCGACCCAGACCUGGCGCGACCCGGACGACCACCGCAUCUUCGAGCAGUCCACGCUCGACAUCUGGGCCGGCAUCGCCAAGACCGUCCGCGCCGUGCUCGCCGAGUCGGGCGUGUCCCCGGAGCGCGUGCGCGGCCUCGGCUUCGACGCGACGUGCUCGCUCGCGGUGAGCGACGAGAACGGGGAGCCGGUGACGGUCACGAAGGGCGACGCCCUCGGGACGGGAGGAGAGCGCAAUAUCAUCCUGUGGGCCGACCAUCGCGCCGAAAAAGAGGCCGAGCUCAUCAACAGCACCGGCACCGUCCCGCUCAAGUACGUCGGCGGCACCAUGAGCCUCGAGAUGGAGAUCCCGAAAGUGCUCUGGCUCAAGAACCACAUGCGCCCCGAUCUCUUCAAACGCUGCCAAUUCUUCGACCUCCCCGACUUCCUCACCUACCGCGCCACGUCGGACAACGCGCGCUCCUACUGCUCGCUCACGUGCAAGUGCUCGUACGUGCCCUCCGAGGCCGGCUGGCAGUCCGACUUCUUCGACAAGAUCGGCCUCGGCGAGUUCGUCACGGAGGGCUUCAGGCAGCUCGGCGCGGUGAGGAAGGAGCACGUGCUGAACGCGGGCAUGCCCGUCGGCAAGGGCUUGAGCAAGCGCGCGGCGGAGGAGCUCGGCCUCCUCGAGGGCACGCCCGUCGGUUCGGGCGUGAUCGACGCAUAUGCUGGCUGGUUGGGUACCGUCGCUGCCAGCAUAACGGAGAACGGGCAGCACAAAGGGCAGCAUCCGUCUGUGGACGAGUCUCGCCAUCGCCUGGCCGCCGUCGCUGGCACCAGCACAUGUUACGUGGUCCAGAGUCCUCAAGCGGUCUUCGUACCCGGAGUCUGGGGGCCGUACAAGGAUGUUGUCUUUCCCGGCUGGUGGAUGAACGAGGGUGGGCAAUCAUCUACCGGACAGCUCAUCGACUUUAUGAUCAAGACCCACCCUGCGUACAACCGCCUCGUGGAGCUCGCGGAACAGAAAAAGACCAACAUCCACGCUGUCCUCCAAUCGCUGCUCGAAGAACUGCGCGACAAGGACGGCCUCGGCUCCUUCACCGAGAUCACCAAAGACAUGCACUUCUACCCGGACCUGCACGGGAACCGGUCCCCGAUCGCGGACCCGCGCAUGCGCGGCUCGCUCGUCGGCCUCGCGCUCGACAGCACGCUCCACGACCUCGCGCGCAAGUUCAACCUGACGCUCGAGGCGAUCGCGCUCCAGACGCGGCACAUCGUCGACUCGAUGAACGCCGCCGGGCACGCGAUCGACGCGAUCUACAUGUCGGGCGGGCAGGCGAAGAACAGGGCGCUCAUGCAGCUCCUCGCCGACUGCUGCGGGAUGCCGGUCGUGCUCCCCGCCGACGGAGGCACGGCCGUCGUCCUCGGAUCCGCGAUGCUCGGCCGGUUCGCGGACGAGGCGAAGGGGAAGACGUUCGGCCCGGAGGAGCAGAGCAAGCGCUUCUGGGAUAUUAUGGUCGAGAUGACGCCUUCUGGAACGAUCGUGCGUCCGGCCGCGUCGCCCAAGGAGAAGAAGCUGCUCGAAGCGAAGUACAAGAUCUUCCGCGAGGCGAUCGACAUUCAGUACCGCUGGCGCGCGCAGAUCGAGGAGGCCUCGAAAUGAGUGCAUGAACGGCUCUGCUGGACCAUCGUAGCCAAAUUCACAAUGUAAUAUAAGUCAUAGAGGGAUAUAGAGGGUGUCGCCUAGAGAACUUCAA